CAACACUGGAAUCAGCUGAUUUCAUUGAUAAAAUGUUUUUGUUUUGAUUGAGUAAAACUCCCUCCCUAAAACUACUAUAAAAUAAAUAUUCUUUUAUCACAUACUAUGAUCACAUAGCAAGGCAUUUAGUUCAAAGUACAAACUAUGUAAUGGAUCGCCCAAAUAUCCAGGGACAAAUUGGCUACCUUACAUUAAACUCAGAAGGGGCCGUUUUGGCCAGCGAAGGCGAUUUAAAGAAUGAUGAAAAGACUGCUGGCAUUCUGCACGGUCUAAUUACUUUAGCGCACAACCGAUUGGACCCCAAAGCUUUCGAUAAAGGCUUCAAGCGUCUUACAGUUACUUAUGAGGACCACGCUUACGUUGUUUGCUUGAGCAACAGAAAGAUUCACAUAGUGAAACGUCAAGUGCAGGCUACCUAAUAAUGUUGCUUAUUAUAUAUUUAACUAAUCAAAAGUUUAUGCAGAUUAUGAUUUUGUUGGGGGGUAUCAGUUUUUCUUUGUAUCAACUUUAUGAGCGUAUACAAGAAAUGGAAACAUCAGCACCCCCUCAAAAUAACUAUAUUCCACAAAAGUUAAUGGUCGAUGAAUGAUUUCAUUCCAUAUAUUAUUUUGUAAAUAAAUUAGAUUUUUUUAUCAUUAAAAUAAUACAAUAUAUAUUGUCUGGCUAGCCAAACGGCGAACUCCAAAAGAAUUUGCUGCUUUGCCAAACUUGACGGAAACAAUAAUAAACAAGUUGGUAACAUAUUUUUAUUUACAACCACAUACGUAAUGUUGACAUUUCUGACUUUUCAAAAGUUUGAAAGUGACACUUUUUUGAAUUUUACUUUCCACCCGGGUGGAAAAUGGUCCCAGGUGGAAAGUGCUCACUUUCCACCCGGGUGGAAAGUAAGUUCUCAUUUCCUAAAAUGUUUAAGACGAGUCCUGCAUGUCAAACGUUUUUUUAAAUGAGUCAGAACUUGUCAACAAAUUUUUAAAAUUAUUUUUAGUAUUUAGUCGAAAUUAUGAGGGUUGUAAUUGUUGCAAAUAAAAUAGUAUACAAACC
Ceutorhynchus assimilis (cabbage seed weevil) is the source of this 1041-nucleotide messenger RNA. NCBI's taxonomy places the organism in Eukaryota, Metazoa, Arthropoda, Insecta, Coleoptera, Curculionidae. The record is from the annotation of a GenBank genome assembly.